Messenger RNA from Eimeria mitis, 255 nucleotides. RefSeq lists its product as uncharacterized. The transcript has a single exon. NCBI's taxonomy places the organism in Eukaryota, Apicomplexa, Conoidasida, Eucoccidiorida, Eimeriidae. The record is from RefSeq and is a predicted model, not a curated record. The coding region runs from base 1 to 255 and encodes 84 amino acids.
AUGUUGCAGCUUGAAACCGCACAAGCAGCAGCAGCAGCAGUAGCAGCAGCAGCAGCAGCAGCAGUAGCAGCAGCAGCAGCAGCAGCAGUAGAAGUAGCAGCAGCAGCAGCAGUAGAAGUAGCAGCAGCAGCAGCCGCACCACGCGCAGCAGCAUCCCCGAUUGCAACAUGCAGUUGCCAGCAGCAGCAGACUCAGCGUCAUAAACAUCAGCAGCAACAGCAGCAACAGCAGCAGCAGCAACAACAGCAACACUAG